AUGCGUGUGGCUAAUCGAAUAGCCAACAAUAGGCCCAACGUCGCCCCUCCUGUUGGUCCCGUUUUGGGAGGUAUUCUUACUGCAAAGCUUGGAUGGAAAUGGAUAUUCUGUAUGCUCUGUAUCCUGGGAGGUUCUUGCCUAGCUUUAAUAUUGCUAUCACUGCCAGAAACUUCUCGUGUGAUUGUUGGUAACGGGAGCAUAGCGCCUAAAGGAAUCUACCUUACCCUCUUCUCCGUUAUUGCAAGGAAUAAAAAGGGCAAGAGUAGUGGGAGUCACAGUCUUGACGACAGCACGAACAUGGCCCUGUCCGUAGAACAUGGACCCAAGUUCACUUUGCCCAAUCCACUGAACUGCCUCAAAGUGCUUCUUUGGAAGGAUGUGGCUGUGAUUUUAUCAUGCAAUGGAAUUUAUUACAUGAUCUACUGCAGCAUCAAGGCGUCCCUUUCGACACUUUUCAUUGAAAUAUAUCAUUACGAAAGCCUGGGGCUAGGUCUCAUCUACAUGCCAUUUGGUAUUGCCUGCCUCGCCGGAACAUUCAUAUGGGGCAAGGUUCUGGAUUUUGAAUUCGCUCGGCUUGCCAAAAAGUGUGGCAUGUCCCAGGGCGAGGUCCGCCGCAAUGCCGACUUUCCAAUCGAGGCGGCCAGACUCAGCAGUGCGUUGUACCUUGUGGUUCUCAGCACUGUAGGGACAAUUGUUUAUGGAUGGGUCAUCCAUUAUCGAGUUCAUGUUUCCGUUCCCCUUGUUUUCCAAGCCAUUGUUGGCUUUUCGACCACCGGUCUCUUUGUGGAACUCUUUAAUCUGGAUCAGCUCAUUGCGGAUUACCUAUAUGUGCUGCGGGUACGAAAGUUGGUCCGGGAGCGAAGCCAAGCAUUUCAUGACAUGCAUUUUGACAUUGCCUUUUCUGUCAGCGAUUUCAGAGACAUGGCGGUUAUAGGAACUGGUAUUGAAAAGGCCGUGCAAAGCCUAUACGGCCCGAGAAAAGUCACAUAG
Molecule: messenger RNA, 990 nt
Organism: Metarhizium acridum CQMa 102
Lineage: Eukaryota; Fungi; Ascomycota; Sordariomycetes; Hypocreales; Clavicipitaceae
Source: RefSeq, a predicted model, not a curated record